GCGGGUUACUUAGCGGUUCUACCGUACGUCCGUCCUGUUUAAUUUUACCGAGUCCGUACAACGCGUGGUUAACGUUGCCGGGAUCACUUUAGCUGCUGCAGCACACAUGACGGCUUCCUUGAUUAUGUAAUGCAGCCUGUGUACAAUAUAAUCUCAUCUUUAUGGGAACCGCUUAACAAGCUGUGCACUUAAGAUAAAAAAGGCGUUCCUCUGCUGUAGAAAGAAAGUCCGGUAUAAUCUGUUUUUUUUCUCCUGCCGAAUGUUGCUGUCGCAGUACUUGCAUAUAUGUCGUUGGGAAUCAGAUGGUGGGAAAAUGUGGAAAUCGGCUUUUCUUCCCGUAUUGUCAUGACAUUAGUUAUCUCCAUCCGGCCUAAUGUGUUCCCUGGGGUCAGGAUUCCUUGACGCAUGCCGUAGAUGGGCUCUUAGGGCAGAUAAUUUCCAGCCUAAUAGCUGUUCAAGAACUUCAUUGUGAACUGUGUGGACGGUUGUACCAAGGCCAGCGGAAUAUGCUGCUGCAGGCAACGAGAGCAGCGCCGAGCGCAGCAAAUUACAGUUGAUGUAAUGUGUUGCCGAUUUAUAAAGACGCUGCGGCAAAUGAUGCUGAAACACUUUUUGUUAGCCAUUUAAGCGGGAAUGAAAAGGACCAGCACGACCGGAUAUCCGAGGUUGCAUCGGGCUGUGCACCUGAUUGCAGACGACCAGUUCGAUGGAUCCGAUUUGAGCGGCGAUUGUCAGCGUUCGACUGCGGCUGAAUAUAGAUGUGCUGUUUUUUACACAAGCGCCAUGGAGGCGAUUUAUAUGCAACGAAUUUUUUAUCGAUUAAACCGGCUUUGAAAAAGGUUUACUUAUACUAGAUUAUCUAAAAAUGAUGCUGUAUAACUUAACCGGCACCGAACACAUCUCGGAAUCGUGGGCCGGUGUGAUUGUCUUGCUCAUACUGUUUCUCCUCAUUAUCGUUGGCUUUAUCCUGUUUUGGUGCUUCAAUACCCCGACCGAAGACUGGCUGGAUCAGCCGUUACUGUGGACGGACGGGAGUGCCGUGAAGGCGCAGGAUUUAUGGCAGGAGCGCUAUCUUCCUUCAGCGUCAGUAUCGUACAACGGCGUGGAAGGCCCAGAUAAGCAUCUGACACCGGCGGAAUGCGAGCCGGUGAAGUACGCACGCAGUGCGGAGGAAUUGCACCUGACAUCUCCGGUAAUUCAAAAGAGUCCUGCAAAGCGUUUGAAGGAGUGGAUGUCGCAAAUGGCCAGUCGAGGCUACCGCAAUUUUCGGCAUUUUUUCGUGAAUGAACAUGAGAAAAUCUUGGACUGUCCGGUGGAUAAAUCAUCGUCCGGGCUGGCGGUUGUGUGCGACGCGGAUUUUUAUUCACAGCCGUUUUCAGUGGAUCAAUCGCGCAGUAGGAAAGAUGGACGGAAUAUUCACCGCAUUUCCAUGUCCGAGUUUUAACUUUACGCGGAAUAUGAUUUUUUGCUAAAAGUGGAUUUAGCAUUAUUUAUUUAAAGAAUGCGAGAAGGUUCAAUGGAACAUUAUGGUACCGGCUUUCAUAAUCGAUCAUAACUUUUAGAUAUACACGAUACAGAAUGAAUGGACAUAUGGAAGCGUCUUUCAGGCAUGCCGCAUGCGGAUACGUAAAAAACAGAACUGCUUUUGUGGUGAUGCUAGUGUAUACUCAUAUAAAUAGUUCUAUACGUAGUUGCGCUCUUUUAUUUUUAACAUUCGUGUUAAUGC
Paramacrobiotus metropolitanus is the source of this 1726-nucleotide messenger RNA. RefSeq lists its product as uncharacterized. Lineage: Eukaryota; Metazoa; Tardigrada; Eutardigrada; Parachela; Macrobiotidae. The record is from RefSeq and is a predicted model, not a curated record. Bases 866 to 1444 code for a protein of 192 amino acids. The transcript has 2 exons.